UUGUCUCUUUCGGUGUGGCGCACGACUUCGACAACGCGACGCGUUGUUUGCCCUGCACGCGAAACGAGUGAAGUGCUCCUGCUUUUCACAAAAAACGUGGCAUCACGAGUAUACCACGUUUUUAGUGCAAAGAUGGCAUCACGAUCUAGGAUGUUAGUUCAAUUAGCUACAGGUGUUAAAAAUAAUUUAAGUGUACAACUAAGUCAUUCAAACUCUCAGAUAGAUAUUUUAACACAAGACGAGAAUGAAAAUGCCAAAAGUUCGACCCAUACAUUGCAGACAUCAAAAGAAGACAAAGACAUUGCAUUAAAUUCCAUCCGACCUCGUAGUAAUUCGACUAGUAGCAGCGGUUCCUCUAGUUCUAGCAGUUCUUCGAGUUCUAGCAGUUCUUCAAGCAGUGGCCCAUCUAUGUAUCAAGACAGCGACGACUCGGUAAAGGAUCCUGAUUAUGAAGCCCAACCAACAAAACAUGCUGAGUAUUCUUCUGAUACUGCCGAGGAACAAAAUAUCACUACCAACUAUACAAAUAUUUCGGAUGAUCAUAAUUUGCUAACAUCUAUUAUGGUUUCAAUAAACAUUGAAAACUACGAGGAACCACUUUCGUCUACAAACGAACAUGCUAUAGUAUUCAACGAUGCUGCAAUGCUGCAAGUCCAAUAG
Messenger RNA from Parnassius apollo (apollo), 660 nucleotides. The record is from the annotation of a GenBank genome assembly. Lineage: Eukaryota; Metazoa; Arthropoda; Insecta; Lepidoptera; Papilionidae.